AUGAAUUGUAUUGAUUGUUCUUCGCUAGCGUCUAAAAAUUGUACAUACGUAAAUUAGAAUAUUUGUACUACUUAUGCAUUGUAUAAUGGUUAAUGCAUAGAUUGUUCUACUGUUGAAAAUAAUGCUUGUAAAUACAGUAAUGUCUUACAGUGUGCAUAAUAUGGUUAUGAUGGAUCAAGUAAAUGUUAUGAUUGCUCUUUAGCAAGUUAAAGUUAGUGUAUUUAUCAAAGAGUAACCGGAUGUAGCAGAUAUGCAUAUAACGAUAAAAAUAAAACUUGCUUUAAUUGCAAUGGAAACGGAAUAAUUUGGAGCGACAGCAUGUGCGAAGCAUGUUUUGAAAGUUAAAAUUUAACUGCAGCUAGCGAUGAUUUAUCUAAGUGUGUGGAUCCAUCAAUCUCUUCUGCAACAUAUUCAUAAAUAUUAAAAUUUGUAUUUACAUUUUAUCUGCUAAAAAUAAUAAUUCUAUGA
Molecule: messenger RNA, 468 nt
Organism: Tetrahymena thermophila SB210
Lineage: Eukaryota; Ciliophora; Oligohymenophorea; Hymenostomatida; Tetrahymenidae
Product: somatostatin/cortistatin family protein, putative
Exons: 1
Source: RefSeq, a predicted model, not a curated record